Molecule: messenger RNA, 1065 nt
Organism: Amoebophrya sp. A120
Lineage: Eukaryota; Dinophyceae; Syndiniales; Amoebophryaceae
Source: the annotation of a GenBank genome assembly
CUACCGCGCCGGCGCAAAGAGAGAGCGCCCCCAGCGCUGGGGCUCCUCCUUCUCUUUCGGCGGGCCCCCCGUGGCGCUCGCGUACAGUGGCGCCUGCUUUGCACGCGGCAGACUAGAGGGGCCGGCGUCCGGGUGAAAACAAAGGCCGGGCAGCCAGGCGCCCCCCGCGCCCCAAGCAAGGCGAGCGAGAUAGGGGGGGAAGCAAUCGCCAGAGGCCACCCGAUCAAACAUUACGCGGCGCGUGGCGCCAGCCGCCCUGCCCCCGGCUCCAUCCUUCUCGCUGGGCCGGCCGCGAACGCGGCGGCCCUUUCUCAUUCGGGCCGCCAGCGCAAUCAGCCGAGGGCCCGGCACGCCGGCCCCUUGUUUGUGGGAAGUGUGUCCGUGCUGUUAUUUCGGACAGACGCCGCAGGGCAAUGCCUUCGUGGGUGCUUAUAAAUAGGCGGGCGCGCCUUUGUCGGCCUGCCGCUGUAGCUUGAGAGGGGCGGCCGAGCGGCGCCCCUCCCCCUUGGGAUUUAUUUCAAGCCGACGCAGGGGGCGCGCGCUUGGCCCCUUCUUUCGGGCGGGGUUGUGGCCCGCCUUGCCUGGGCAUUGGCAUGCAGCCCCAGCGCGCGAAAUCGGGUUGCCCUUGUGCAGUGUUGCGCCCUAUGGGUCAGCGCUACGGCGCACGCGAGACGAUUCGCCUGGCGCCUGUAUUCUAUCUUACGGAUGCCGACCGCCUUGCUGAAGGUAGGACUUUCGCCGGCGGAGAUUAUUGCAGCAAGCGGCGCGCGUUAUCUGUCCGUGGGCACUCGACUGGCACGGAGCGCCCACCAUUGCCGCGCCUGGCCUUGGCGCCGGCUUGGGUGUAGCGGCUCGCCGGCCGGGGGUGCUGCCUGCGUGCCGGUGGGCCUUGGCGCUUCGUCUUCCUUCGACCGCACCCGGUGGCGCGGUAUGCGCCGCCGCUAGCCGCGGCCUCGCCUGUUAGCCAAAGACUUUCGGCAUGAAUCGACUGCGCCGGGCCGGCGGCCCGAGGGAGAACAUCGCCACCCUGAUGGAUGGGCCCAAAACCGGGCAGCGUCAAAGAAG